GCAGGGUGUCGGCAGCUCUAGUGACGGGGUCCAGGCGAGGCUGACGAGGCUGACAGGAGACUAUGAAUGGGAUAAUUGUAUCAAUAUAUGCGAUCUUGAUGGACACGCAUCACUUACCCAGCCUGCAGCCCCCCAGCGUCGACUUUAUCGACAAUCGGCUUCCUCGUUAUCAUCCGGUCUUUGUCGACCCUCCCGCUCGCUACGAUGCGAUGUCAGGACAAUAUGUCGUUGCAAAUGUUCAGACAGUGGUUCCACGGCCAGUCAAUGCCAGUACAACACCACAUGGACCGAGUACAUUCGACACUCGUGCUCCAAGGCCGGCGUUAAAGGACCCCCAGACGUAUCGAUUCUGGAACGACAUUUUCCCUGAAGCGAUGCACAGUUUCCAGUGUAAGAGCGAGGCGCCGCGAGGCGUGUCGGGAACGGCGUACAAUAUUCGAGGCCAGCGGGAUUGGAAGGCUGUGUACGAGAUUCUCCAGGCAGCGCGAGACCAGUACAAGCAGGAGGGACUGUUUCGACGAACGAGACGGAAAAUGGCCGACCAUGUCGGCCCUGCCGUCGAGGCUGUGGAUGUAGCCUCCACGGUGGUCCCGGACAGCGUGUACUCGACUCCGAUUCUAGGGUCGCUGGCGGUUCUUUUGAAUGCCGUCAAAACCGCUGCAGGGGUGCGCAACGAGGUGCUUGGGAGUCUCGACAGCCUGAUUCCGACCUUUUCCACAGCGGAGCUUUUCCUGGGGGUAUUCCAAGAGGACGUCAAUAUCAGAGAGGCCGCCAGGCAGUUGACGGUGAGUACGCUGGUGGCGAUCGAGCAGGCGAUCGCUUUCUUUCUGCGUCAUGAGAUUCGCAAGGCAGGCAAGGCGAUCUUGCAGGGCGCCGAUUAUGAAAAGAAGCUACUCGAAAGCCUCCAGGCGAUCGGGAGGAGAAGCGCGGUUCUAGCGGAUGAAGCGCAAAAGUCUCACAUUUACCAGUCUCAUCUCGACAGCAUAGAGGCUCGGAGGACGCAGCGAUCGCUGCUCGAUGGACAGCAACGGAGCGCCGACACCCUCAACUCGAUCCACCGCUUGUUAGUGGAUCAUGUGCAGCAGAAGAGCCAACUUCGAGCGGCAGAGCAAGAGAUUCUCAUGCUGAGAGCCGAAAACGUCCGGCUACGCAGUACCUCACCCUUUGAGCCUGGAGGCUGGAUUCCCUCGCCCGCGCAGACAACGCCUAGCACGACCGUGUAUCUGAGCCAAGCGGCGCUGCGGCAAGUAUUGGAUAUCGCCGAGGGGAGCGCCACAGACACCGAGUUCGUGAACGACCGAAAGGAAAUGCUGCCCUGGAGACAACGCGCGCACGCCGAACAAGUUGUCAACACGCAGCAGUUCCAGGACUGGAUUGUGUCUCCGUAUUCCGCCAAGCUGCUUGUCCACUGGGACUUCCAGCUGCCAGAGUGCAUCGCGGGGAUUUCCCCUCUGUCUGUGCUGUGUACGACUCUCUCGCAGGCGCUCGGGGCCCAGGAACGGUUCCUGUCGGCGGUGUUUUUCUGCGGGCGACAUGUCGAGACAGCCAGAGAGCAAGAAGCCCUCGACGAGGACAGUGAUGGCAGCAGAAGCAGCAGCAGCAGCAGCAGCAGGAGCAGCAGUGGAGGCCGCUCCCUGCUGAACAGUCUCAUUCUCCAGCUACUGGAUCAACAAGCGUUCGACACCCGCUCGCUCUCCCAGCAGGUUGCCAUGAGUGUCGUGCAGCAGGGACAGCUGGACGAGCUGAUCCACCUGCUGGUGUGCAUGGUACGCCAGGUGCCCGAGACAACCACCCUCUUCUGUAUCGUCGACGGGGUGGCCUUUUUCGAACGCACCGAGUUCCAGGACGAGUCGCUGCGUGUGCUGUCGGCGCUGUUGGCUCUCGUGCACGACCAGGCCGUCUCGGCCACCGUCAAGGUGCUCUUCACCAGCUCACCGGGCACGGAGAUCGUGCGAGCUGCGUUCGAGCCGGAGGAUCUGCUUCUGGAUGUCAGUGGGUUGCCGGGGGGAGGGGAGUUGGGCGAGGAGAGGUUGUUGAGAGCUUUGCGUGGUGCCUGAGGCAUAUGCCUGAGGUAUAUGCCUGAGGCAGAGUGUAUGCCUGAGGCAGAUGGUAUGCCUGAGGUAUAUGCUGAGGUGUAUGCCUCAGGCAUACGCUUAUGUCUUACGCUACUUCAGCUUCAGGCAGAACAAUAGAAUAGAAUAGAACGCUAGCACCAAGAUACAACCUGCUCCCGCCACUCAGUGAUUAUUUCAACCAUUUCAUCUCCUAGGAUCUAAACAUGAAAAUCGGCCUGAUAGUCUGCAGCCAACGCAAGCCCCGCGCCGGGCUCCAAAUCAGCCAACUCGUCCUGCAGAGCAUCCAGUCGCUACAGACAGCCGACGUCUCGAUCGAACCCAUCGAUCUAGCAGAAUGGCAGC
This is a messenger RNA of Penicilliopsis zonata CBS 506.65, 2417 nucleotides long. RefSeq lists its product as hypothetical. The record is from RefSeq and is a predicted model, not a curated record. The transcript is spliced from 6 exons. Lineage: Eukaryota; Fungi; Ascomycota; Eurotiomycetes; Eurotiales; Aspergillaceae. Bases 99 to 2057 code for a protein of 652 amino acids.